AUGUCACACUCGGCAGCUGCUGCUGGAGCUCCAUCAGGCAGCUUGCGUCCAGAGCACGGCACAUGGCCAGGCCAUGUUCUCCCUGGCAGCUUCUUCCUCAUCUGGGCGUCCUGGUGGCUCUUCAGCACAUUCAGGCUGCACCUGCAGGCGGGUCGGCAGGCUCCGUUCCGCAGCCGAGCCUGGUUCCCGUUCUCCUGGGGCGUGCGUGGGCGGCAGCUGCCCGUAGAGCCUGCCCUCAAAGUGGCGCUCACAUUCAUAGGCAUCAAUGCCGAGCUGUGGGCCGGGCACACCUCCUACAGGAAUUUAUAUACGGCGGAGGGCCGGUUUGAGGCGAACAAUCUGCAGGACUGGCAGCACAGCGCCAUGUAUGGGGCGUUCCUGGUCUCCGGCCUAGUGGACCUCAUCGGCUUCUACGCACCUGCCGGGACGCUGCCGCCCGGCACUGAGCAUAUAUUUCUGGGGGUGGCAUUCGCUACGGAGGGGCUGCUGUUUGGGUUCCAUCUGAAGGGAACGCCGCUGGACUGGAGCCUGCACGUCCUCCUAGUCAUGCUCAUCUUCGCCGCCUCGCUUGUGUGCUUUGGCGAAUACAGGUUCCAAGGCAGCUUCGUGCUGACUGCUGCGCGGGGUCAGCUGGUUCUGCUACAGGGAAUCUGGUUCAUCCAAAUAGCCGAGAUCUUAUUCAAGGACAAGCCGGCCUGGGCGCCAGACUACCACGCGAGUGCAAUGAUGGUGCCGGUAGUGUUUGUCAUGUGGUUACUCAUCGUGCUGUUCGCCAGCCUGGCGGCCCACGUGGCGCUGCGGAUCCUGAUCAGGCGCUGCCCAUGCGCGCGUCCGACCGCGUUCCCUGCUUCCAACCAGCCCCUGGGCAAAAUCCAGGAGGAGGAUGAGGAGCAGCUGCCGAUCAGCGGCCUGCGCAGCGGCGGAGACAUUGAGAUCGCUGCUGCAUUCCCGCGCAAUGGGCACAUUUUGUAG
Coccomyxa subellipsoidea C-169 is the source of this 972-nucleotide messenger RNA. RefSeq lists its product as hypothetical. Lineage: Eukaryota; Viridiplantae; Chlorophyta; Trebouxiophyceae; Coccomyxaceae. The record is from RefSeq and is a predicted model, not a curated record. The transcript has 8 exons. The coding region runs from base 1 to 972 and encodes 323 amino acids.